AUGCUUUCUUCCGACGAGUCUGACGCUGAGAAUUGCAAAGGCUUUUCGUCGCCAGUUAAGGCGGACUUUGAGGCCAUUCCACGGCAACGAGUGCGACUUCUGUCCUCAGACUGGAACGCCCCAGAUCCCGUUUUGCGGGUGGGUGGGCGCACUGUUUUUACACGAGGUCGACCACCUUGGUACACGCGUGAGGGCCAAAUUGACGAAUGCUUUGUCGUUGGCAUUUGCGGUGGAUCUGGUAGUGGCAAAACUACUGUGGCCCAAAAAAUUAUCGAGAGGCUUAACGUUUCUUGGGUCAGUCUGCUCAGCAUGGAUUCCUAUUACAAGGUACUCUCAGCGGAGGAACAGCAAUUGGCAAAAGAGGGUCGCUACGACUUUGAUCAUCCCUCGGCAAUCGACAUUAAGCUUCUUAUUGAUCAUCUUUCUCGUUUGAAGGAGGGCAAGAGUAUUCAGGUCCCGGAGUACGACUUUUCCACGCAUUCUCGUAUCGCUAAAACGCGAACUCUUUACGGCGCCAACGUGGUUAUCUUUGAAGGGAUCAUGGCCUUCUGCUAUCCCGAACUAACUAAGUUGAUGGACCUCAAAAUCUUCGUUGAUACGGAUUCGGACGAGCGUCUAUCUCGGCGGCUUCUUCGUGAUUUGUGCUGUCGUGGAAGGCAGAUUCCUGACAUUCUCCACCAGUACGACACCACUGUGAAACCGGCAUACGAUACUUACAUCGCGCCUACCAUGUCCAUGGCUGAUAUCAUCAUUCCUGGGGGCGGUGAGAAUGCUGUGGCAAUAGAUUUAAUCGUUCGGGUUGUGGAGAGGCACUUGAAGGAGCAUUCACACCGCCUCCGGUCGGAGCAGGCAAACGGUCUGCGCCAAUCCUUUAGUCAACUUCGCCUUAAUGGAUCCGCGGACACAUCAGUCGUGGCGGCUGUUUCGACGUCUGGAGAGACAGGAUCAUGCGGAAUCGGUAGCGAGAAGUCCGCCUCUUCACCAGACACACCAACAGCGGGAGGAGCUUUUCCAUGGGGCGAUAGCACUGUCGAUGGUCUCCUUGAGGCAUCCCUCGAUCCUUCCAUCAUCCCUCCCCGAGUCAACGUGUUACCACUCACUCCCGAGGCACGAUGUCUGCAUACCCUGCUGCGAGAUCGAAAUACCAAUCAGGACGCCUUUGUCUUCUAUGCGGAGAGGCUCAUGCGGCCCAUUUGUGAAUUCGCUUGUCGGCUCCUGCCUUAUAGGGACGUGGUGGUCGACACACCGCAGGGCAUUCCUUACCACGGUCGUCGCCUGGCUCCUAACACACAGAUUUGUGGCGUGUCAAUUUUACGCGCUGGCGAAGCCUUUGAACCCUCGCUUACGGCGGUGUGCAAGGACGUGCGACUGGGAAAAAUCCUCAUCCAAACUAAUCCCGAGACGCUUGAACCAGAGCUGCAUUACCUGCGUCUGCCAAGCGACAUUAAGGACUGCUACGUGAUAUUAAUGGACUCUACGGUAGCGUCCGGCGCGGCGGCCAUUAUGGCGAUGCGAGUCCUGGUGGAUCACGAUGUGCCCGAGGAUCACAUCAUUCUUAUCUCGCUUAUUAUGGCCAUUCAAGGUGUCCAUUCUGUUGCCUACACAUAUCCUAAUGCGCACAUUGUGACCUCUGCUAUUGAUCCCGGACUGACGGACGACUAUCAUAUCCUUCCCGGGAUCGGAAACUUUGGGGAUCGCUACUUCGGCACCGGUUCCACAAAUUAA
Molecule: messenger RNA, 1725 nt
Organism: Hydatigera taeniaeformis
Lineage: Eukaryota; Metazoa; Platyhelminthes; Cestoda; Cyclophyllidea; Taeniidae
Source: the annotation of a GenBank genome assembly